This is a messenger RNA of Miscanthus lutarioriparius, 1266 nucleotides long. The record is from the annotation of a GenBank genome assembly. NCBI's taxonomy places the organism in Eukaryota, Viridiplantae, Streptophyta, Magnoliopsida, Poales, Poaceae.
AUGGCGGCUCCCUCCUCGCCGUCUUCCUCCUGCGAGAUCGUGGACCUCGCCGUGGCAGCGACGCUCGGAGAUGCAACCUCACAGCUGUUCUUCAGCAAAGACGGCGGCGGCGGCGACUUGUCUUGGCCGGAGGCGGCGGCGAUCGAGUCCACGCUGACCAACAAGGAAUCGCUGGUCGCCCUGUGCGACAAGUACGGGGUGCCCAGGGAGUUGGAGCCGGUGUGCGCCGGCAAAAUCGCGGCGUGCAACAGGCCGACGGAGGGCCAGGGCUCGAAUGCCCUGUGCAUCUACGCCGACGCCCUCGAGGCCGGUCUGCGCUUCCCCAUGCCCGUGUUCUACGGGAAGCUCCUCCGACACUACGACCUGGCGCCAAGCCAGUUGACCCCUAACGCGUGGGCGUACAUGGCGGCGUUCUUGCAGCGCUGCAAGGAUGCCGGCGUGGAGGAACAGCAGGUUUCGGCCUUCACGUACUUCUUCUCUCUGUGCGCGCACAAGCACAAGACAAGCCAUCGGGGUGGCACCAUUUCCGCCAGUGCGCCGGUCAUCCCCGCCUCUUCUACGGCAGUCUGCCCACCAAGCACGGCUGGAAAUCGAGCGCCGCCGUCGCUGCAGGGAAUGGAAAUUACACCAGGUACAUCCUUCGAUGGAGCCUCAGGUAGCAGCGAGAUCUCCCUGCCGCCGGGGAUUUGGACAGGCAACUCCGACUAUGAGUAUGACAUGGUGCGAAUGCAAGGCGAGCAGCGGGACAACCAGAUCGCGCAGCUUCAGGUCAAGUUACAAGAGUCCGAGGCCAAGUCACGAGAGUCCGAGGCCCUGGAUGACAAGUUCGUGGAGUACCUGUAUAUGAAAAGUAACGAGAAUGAUCUUCUCAAGAAGAAGCAUGCCCGGCUCAUCGAGGAGCAGGCGGCCGUCGUCGCCCGUGUGAAGGCAGAGCGCGCGGCCGACGUUGCUAAGCUCCAGGAGGAGCAUGCCUCUGCAGUCCUACAGCUCACAAAGCACCUCAACGACGAGCACGCGGCCAGCAUCGCUCGGCUGAACGAGGAGCACGCGGCUGACCUCGCUCGUGUGAAGGAGAAGCACGCUGCUGAGGUUGCCAAGCUCAACCAGACGCAUGAUGCUGCCGUCACCUGGCUCAUGGAGGAGCACGCGGUCGACAUUGCCCGCAUGGAGCACGCUGCGGAGGAGGCGGCGGCGAAUGUGGUCCAGGAUGCAAAGAAGGACAUAGUGCUCGCCCUAUUCCCGGACCUGGACGCCUCAUUGCUGUGA